AUGGAUAAUCUCUUCUUCAGGAGCCACCUUAGCUACCCGUCCACCCCUCGCUACUAUUACCCACCUGUCCGACAUGUACCUGUGCACCGCCAGACGACGACGGUUCAGAAGGUGGUGGAGAUUCCCGUUCGUUAUGUAGAGUCUGCGCCUAGCAGGUUGGAUUCUGUGGUUAAGAUUCAGAAGGUGUUCAGGGGGUUUUUGGUCAGAAAAAGCGUUAGGAAGAUUGCUGCGAUUAGGAGGGAGGUUGAUGAGAUAGAGACGAGGAUUUCGAUGAAGGAAACUGUGGAGCUGAUUCGGAGGGAUUCGAAAGAGCCGUUGAAGGUUAAUGAGAUGCUUAUGAAUUUGUUGUUGAGGUUGGAUUCUGUGCCGGGUGUUGAUUCUGGAGUUAAGAAUUGCAGGAGGGCUGUGAUUAAAAAGGCGAUCAGGUUGCAGGAGAUGGUUGAUGCUAUUGUUGCUGGUGAUCAAGCAUUGGAAGUAGAUGAUUUUGCCAAGAAAGGCGAAGAAGAUGACGACCAAACCCCAGAAAACCAAGUUAGGGCCCCUGACUCUGAAGGUAUUGUUGCUAAUUCUGCUUUUAAUUCCAAUUCUUCGAAGAAAUUGCAAAAUCAUGUUGGAUCUGUACCAAAAAGCGAUUCUGUUUCUAUUGAUGAUGUGGGUGAAUCGGAGAAGAUGCCUGAAGUGUUUGAAGAAACGUCAAAAUUGCAAAACCCAGGACAACAAGACUCUAAAACGGCUCGUGAAGGCCUGGGGGGUGUGGAAGCUGAAGUUGAAGUUAUAGAAGAUGGAAAUAUGGAAGAUAAUGUGUCAUUAUCAGGGAGUGAAUGUGCAGAAAGUGUGGAUGUAAGUCGAGAAGAGAGCCAAGUGGAUUCCUCUGGGAACCCGGAAGAUGAUCCCUUGGAAAACCUUGAAGCUGUAGCUGAUCAGAAUGAAGUAAGACAUGAGAAAGAGCAAUCUUGUGGCGACAAAAAUGAAGCAAGCGGAAAGAGCAGAGAACUUCUGGAGAGGAUGAUGGAAGACAAUGAGAAAAUGAUGGGGAUGAUGACGGAGUUAUUUGAGAGGAAUGAGAUGCAAACAGGGUUACUGAGCUCACUGUCACAGAGGGUUGAGCAGUUGGAGAGGGCUUUAAUGUGUGAAAGAUCAAAGAGGAAGAAGAAGAAGAGAAAUGCUGUUGUAUUAGUGGAUUGUUUAGAAUCAACACAAGAUGCUAAAAAAUGUGGAAAGAGAUAA
Messenger RNA from Hevea brasiliensis (rubber tree), 1227 nucleotides. Its product is annotated as BAG family molecular chaperone regulator 6. NCBI's taxonomy places the organism in Eukaryota, Viridiplantae, Streptophyta, Magnoliopsida, Malpighiales, Euphorbiaceae. Gene Ontology annotation, molecular function: protein-folding chaperone binding. The record is from RefSeq and is a predicted model, not a curated record. The coding region runs from base 1 to 1227 and encodes 408 amino acids. Gene Ontology annotation, cellular component: plasmodesma. The transcript has a single exon. Gene Ontology annotation, biological process: protein folding.